AUGAUCUUCAGGCACAAGCGCAAGCCCACGGCUCAAGAGGCAGAGUCACAAUCCACCUACUCCUCCUCGCCCGACACAUCCUCCUCUUCUUCCUCCUCAGCAGCCCGCUCGACCCUCUCACGCCGCCUCUCCCUCUCUCACACCCUUUCCUCCCUGCGGCCCCGACCCCCCGAUCCCGACGCCCCGCCCGUCAUCAAACCACCGGGCCGCGGCAUCGGCGCCCACGUCCACAAGAUCACGACCACAGCCGGCAUCCCCUUCAACAAGGCCGCCCACCUCGUCGGCGCCGAGGGCUGGUUCCCGCAGACCAUGCCUCGGGAGUGCGCCAAGGCCGCCCGCAUCCUCCGCUCCUUCACCGACCAGCCCCUCGGCGACACGGAGCCGGCCCCGUCCCACGCCCGCGGCGAGCCCUUCCACCCCCUUGGCGUCACCCGCCGGUCCAUCGUCACGAUCCCGUACCCGGUCCUCGCCCACUGCGCCGGCCUCGCCAUCUUCAACACCCUCCGCGCGGGCGCCUACAUGGGCUCCCUCGCCGCCGGAUCCGGCCUCGUCGUCGCCCGCCGCCCAGACGGCACCUGGUCGCCGCCCUCGUCUUUCGUCGUCUCCACGCUCGGCGCGGGUUUCAUGUUCGGCCUCGACAUCUACGACUGCGUCCUGGUCCUUAACACGCCCGCCCAGGUCGCCGCCUUCACCCACCCGCGCAUCUCCCUUGGCGCCGAGACCUCGGUGGCCAUCGGCCCCGUCGGCACGGGCGGCGCCGUCGAGGCCGCCGUUUCGAGGACCUCGCGGUCCAUGUACAGCUACAUGAAGUCCCGCGGGUUGUGGGCAGGCGUUCAGGUCGACGGCACUAUCAUCCUCGCGAGGCAGGACUGCAACAGCGUGGCGUACAACGAACGCGGCAUCUCGGCCCGGAAGAUCCUGCAGACGCAGGCUGAAUGGCCCGAGGGCUCGAUGCCGCUGUGGCAGACGCUGAUCGCGCUCGAGGGGCGGUAUGCGAUGGACCCGGACAUUGCAAGGGAGCUGGCGAUGAUGGGGCCGCCGGGGGAUUUCACGCCGCCGAUGGAGGAGGACGAGGAAGAGGAGCCUGCGCCGGCCUACACGCCUCGGGCCGCACCGCAAUUCCGGUCUACUUACGGCGGCGAGGAGGGCGUCAUGAAUGCGAAUCAAAAUGGCGUGGAGCCGAGUGCCGAACAAAAGGAGAUGAUGCUCCGCCGGGGGGCUUAG
Messenger RNA from Colletotrichum destructivum, 1224 nucleotides. RefSeq names its product Putative ysc84 actin-binding domain-containing protein. The record is from RefSeq and is a predicted model, not a curated record. Lineage: Eukaryota; Fungi; Ascomycota; Sordariomycetes; Glomerellales; Glomerellaceae. Gene Ontology annotation, molecular function: phosphatidylinositol binding. Gene Ontology annotation, cellular component: ruffle membrane. The coding region runs from base 1 to 1224 and encodes 407 amino acids. Gene Ontology annotation, biological process: regulation of ruffle assembly. The transcript has a single exon.